Molecule: messenger RNA, 1884 nt
Organism: Ceratosolen solmsi marchali
Lineage: Eukaryota; Metazoa; Arthropoda; Insecta; Hymenoptera; Agaonidae
Gene: krz
Product: beta-arrestin protein kurtz
Exons: 8
Coding region: 400-1809 (469 amino acids)
Biological process (GO): signal transduction; G protein-coupled receptor internalization
Cellular component (GO): cytoplasm
Molecular function (GO): G protein-coupled receptor binding
Source: RefSeq, a predicted model, not a curated record
UAUUAUUAAACCACUAUAAUAAACAAAGUGUGUUUUGUAUUGUGGCAUGAAAAUAUAGUUAUGUAGAAUUUGGGUCAAUAGAUUCAAUUUUAAGAGAUUUAUAGUUCUACAAUUUGUAAAGAAUUGAGUUUUGUGCGCGCAAGAAUGUCAUUGCCAUAUACUUAUAAGUUGAGAUGAGGAAGCCUAAAACUAAAUUAUAGAAACUUUGCUAAUAACAGAAUAUAUUAUUGUCAACGUCAUCAAUAUCACAGCUAUCAUAUAUGUUACUAACUCAACACAUUUACUAGUAAUAACCCCAAUAUCAAAAAAGGACCUGCUUUGUUUUUACAGAAAUAUUGUGAAAGUUUGGAGUUUAAAGGUAUUGUUUUUGGAAAGCCAGCUGCCUCAGCUGGCGAGGCAAUGGAUAGCAGUGUUGACAAUAUGAAUAGACGUCAAACAACUCGAGUUUUCAAGAAAUGCAGUCCUAAUGGAAAAAUUACUGUUUAUAUUGCUAAACGAGAUUUUGUUGAUCAUAUAAGUCACGUUGAUCCCAUUGAAGGAGUAGUACUAAUUUCUCCUGAUAUUGCAAAGGAAAAAUACGUAUUUAGUACGGUAAUAGCUGCAUUUAAGUACGGUCGAGAAGAUCUCGACGUUCUUGGAUUGACAUUUAGAAAAGAUUUAUAUCUUUCAACUAAGCAACUUUGUCCGGUACAGGUGGAUACGCAGCCAUAUGAAUUUACGCGAUUGCAAGAACGCCUUAUAAAAAAACUUGGUUGUAACGCUUAUCCAUUUUACUUUGAGCUACCGCCCCAUUGUCCAGCUUCUGUAACACUACAACCAGCUCCAGGUGAUACAGGAAAACCUUGUGGCGUCGACUAUGAACUCAAAGUUUAUGCUGUAGAAACACAAGAAGAAAAGCCACACAAGCGUAACAUGGUAAGACUAGCCAUACGUAAAAUAAUGUAUGCUCCUUCGAAGAAGGGUGAGCAACCCUCAACAGAAGUCAGUAAAGACUUUAUGAUGUCGCCUAGCAAGCUCUAUUUGGAGGCUUCGCUUGAUAAAGAAUUAUAUCAUCACGGUGAGAAUAUCGCUGUAAAUGUUCAUAUAGCUAAUAAUAGCAAUCGGACAGUUAAGAAGAUCAAGGUUUCAGUUAGACAGUUUGCCGACAUCUGUCUUUUCUCUACAGCUCAAUAUAAGUGUACAGUUGCUGAGGCUGAAAGCGAGAAUAAAAAUGAUUGCAAUGGCAGCAUAGGGGUAGCACCAGGAUUCACCUUGAGCAAGGUCUUUUCAUUUAAGCCUUCGCUUGCCGACAACAAGGACAAGCGAGGUCUUGCUCUAGAUGGACAACUUAAGCACGAGGACACCAAUCUCGCCUCAAGCACCAUGGAGGGAUGUCCGGUGGGACCAGGUUUCACGCUGAGUAAAGUAUUUUACUUGAGACCACUUCUAGCCAACAACAAAGACAAAUGGGGACUUGCUCUGGAUGGCCAGCUGAAACACGAGGAUACUAAUUUGGCCUCCAGCACGCUAGUUGCAGAUCCAGCCCAACGAGAAAAUCUUGGAAUAAUUGUACAAUACAAAGUCAAGGUUAAACUUUGUUUAGGAACUCUUGCAGGAGAAUUGGUAGCAGAAUUACCUUUCAUAUUAAUGCAUCCAAAACCAGAAGAAGAAGAGUUCACUGUAUCAACCAUAGGAACAGCUUCUACACAUCAAAGUGGAAGUGGUAAUGAAGCCAAUCUUAUCCAGUUGGACGACGAUCCCGAAGGUGAUGACAUUAUCUUUGAAGAUUUUGCUCGACUUAGGUUAAAAGGAGGAGAAUCAGAUGUCUGACUAUAUUCAUAUUACGGAAUCGUUCGAGUAAUUCACGUGAAUCGAAACAUCAAAUUUCUUUGCUGAUAAUUUUUC